AUCUAGGCUGCUUCCGAGCCACGCUAUCAGCUCGUACUAGCGUGCUCCGGUGCUGUGUAGAGGAUUUUUGCUCCCUCUGCGGGUUCCAUGCACCUUGGCGGGUAUUUCCGGACGUGAUGCAGGCAGCGGAACGCUCGUGUAAAACGCGGAAUUUCACACCCGGACGGCCUGUUUUGUAAGGCCUCUCUAGAGGUAGAGCAUGCCACGUAGCCAGAUGUCCCGGAUCGGCGUUCGAAUGCUUUCCUGCCUUUGAGUCGACUCAAAAGCAGACUCAUUACACGCGGUUUUGAGUCGACUCAGCGGUAGCAGCAAGCAACGCAGCCAGAUGUCGCGGAUUGGCGUUCGAAUGCUUUCCGGCGUUCGCUAUGCUCCGUUCGGAAUGGGGAGAGCUCUUAUGGACGCCGCACCGCCAGUUUCCGCCGCCUCCGCGUGCAAUAAGGAGAAGCACCAGUUUCCACAGGAUACGAUCCUGUCCGUUGGUUGGACCACGGGCCAACAGAGCCAGGAACAGAAACAGCAGCAGCAGCAGCAGCAGCAGCAGCAGAUGCAGGAUAAAUUUUGUUUCGCGACGCCACAAAAUCAUCAACAAAUGUUCAUCAGAUCCGGUUGUCAGAUCCCGAGACGUGUAUCAGAUAGCACUGUAGCGGAUCGGAUCCGCGUGCAGCCUUUUUCUAGCUCUGCGUCGCUGCUGAACAGUACCGAGUCGGGGGUUAUAACGGGUACAGAAACUGUAGGACGGGGAGGGAGGGAGGAGAGGGAAGCAGCAGGGAGGGAGGAGGGAGGGGAGGGAGAGAGGGAGAGGGGUGGACAAGUGGGAGAAGUGGGAGAGGACGUGGUGAUUGCGAUCGGGGGAAACAUUGGGAAUCGCGUGGCGAAUUUCCACCGAGCGCUGCGAAUGCUGCGAGAGGCAGGAGUGCAAGUGCAGCGGCAUGGCUGCCUGUACGAGUCAGCCCCUGCGUAUGUGACCGACCAGCCCUUCUUCCUCAACUCGGCAAUUCAGGCACGUACUACCCUCUCUCCCCACGCCCUCCUGUCUCUCCUCAAGUCCAUCGAAGCAAGCCUAGGCAGGGACCUCAACCCCCACACUGCCCGGCGCUUCGGCCCACGCCCCUUAGACCUCGAUCUGAUCUUCUACGGAUCCAGAACCGUCCGCCCAGAGGGAACCGCCCCUGCUGAAACCACUCCUGCUUCAAGCCCCAGCACCCCACUCGACCUCGUGGUACCACACCCACGUUUGGCUGAGAGGCCCUUUGUGCUCGCCCCUAUGAUUGACCUAGUGGGCGGCUGUGGAAAGGGCAGAGACUUGCCUCAAGGCAGACCUGCUGUGGAGGAUUUGCAGGGGGGGGAGGGGGGGCAAGAGGCGAAGGAACCUUCUUGGGUGUUUCACGAGGCGUUUUGGAAGGAUGGAGUGCCCGGCCUAUGGAGAAAUCUAGGCGGCGAGGCAGCAGUAGGGGGAACGGACCUGAGGAGGGUAGUUCCCCUUCCGCAGCGGUUCUUAAGAGGGCAGAGCGAGGGGAGGAAGGCAGAGGGGGAGGGGCCCCUGUGGGCAUGGGAGGAGGAGCGACGACCUCUGGUGAUGGGAGUGCUAAACGUUACUCCUGAUAGCUUCAGUGAUGGGGGGAGAUUCACUAGGAAUGGGAAUGAUAGCAGCAGCAGCAGCAGCAGCAGCAGCAGCAGCAGCAGCAGCAGCGCCAGUGGCACUCACCAUACUAAUGUGGAGGUGGAUGUGGAGGCAGCAGUGAGAGAAGCAGAGAGAAUGGUAGCUGAAGGAGCAGACAUGAUUGACAUAGGGGGGCAGUCCACAAGACCUGGAGCCCCGCGCUUGUCGACCAAUGAGGAGCUGACACGUGUCAUCCCUGUCGUGAGAGCAGUUCGUUUCCGAUCGCCAGGUGUCAUCAUCUCAGUGGACACUUUUGAUGCGGAGGUUGCCAGGUCAGCGGCGUUAGCUGGUGCUGACAUCAUCAACGACGUGUCGGGCGGGGCGAUGGAUCCUCAGAUGCUGCCAACAGUUGCCGCCCUGAAUGUUCCAUUUGUCCUUAUGCACAUGCGGGGAGAUCCCUCCACCAUGCAGUUGUCCGAAAACACCGCGUACAAAAAUCUCAUUGCUGAUGUGGCAGCUGAGCUGGCAUGCCAGGUGGCAGCUGCUGAGAGGGCUGGGAUUCCCCUGUGGAAUAUUAUUCUGGACCCGGGCAUCGGGUUCGCCAAAACUGGGCAGCAAAACUUGGAGCUAAUCAGAAAUCUCGGGCAGCUGAGACAAGAAUUGGGCAGGUGGAGGAAGGGCUUGGAGCAUGUGCCGAUGCUACUGGGUCCUUCAAGGAAAGGUUUUUUGGGUAAGCUCACUGGCCGGGCAGCUGGAAAAGAUCGUGAUUGGGCGACAUGUGCAGCAGUGGCAGCUUGUGUAGCAGGAGGGGCAGAUAUUGUUCGAGUGCAUAAUGUUGGUGCUGGUCGAGACGCUGCUACUGUGGCAGCAGCUAUUUUUAGGAAUGCGGGGUCUUAAGACACUGCUUUUAUGGUGCACUAACAUGAAAGGAAUGCGUUUUUUAAGAUCUCGAGCUUGGUGCAAGCUGCUCAAGCUCUCGC
This is a messenger RNA of Closterium sp. NIES-67, 2580 nucleotides long. The record is from the annotation of a GenBank genome assembly. NCBI's taxonomy places the organism in Eukaryota, Viridiplantae, Streptophyta, Zygnematophyceae, Desmidiales, Closteriaceae.